AUGGAGUCUUCUGCUCUCCUCCCUGCUCAGGUGUCGGGGAGCACCACCCGGGAGUCUCCCAGGGCUCUCUUUAUUUCCUCGGGCUCCGUCAUGUCGUGCUUCACGCAGCUGUGGCACUCCAACACGCCGGAAUCUCCCACCAGCCCAGUCCCUGCAUCUCCAAGUGAAAUCCCCAUCCCCAUCAGCCCCAUCAUCGUCACCUCCCCAGGAGAUGGCAAGAGGAAGGCGAGGUCCCCAACCGACAAGCCAGGCUCUCCCAACCCCACGUCUCCAAAGCCAGCGUCCCCGGUGGAGUGUUCCAUUUGCUUCAACACCUACGACAACACCUUCAAGACGCCCAAGCUGCUCCAGUGCUCCCACGUUUUCUGCCUGGAAUGCGUGGCCCGCCUGAGCACGGGGCUGCCCCAGAACCAGCCAGAGGACCAGCUCCCCUGCCCCUUCUGCAGGCAGCUGACCAGCAUCCCUCUGGAAGGAGCCCCAGCACUGGAGACCAGCAAGGAGCACCUCGCCACGCUGCCCCCCGAGCUGCAGCAGGAGAAGGUCCUCUGGAUGGAGGGCACCAAGCUCUGCUGCCGCCAGGCAUCCGACGACCCCGAGAACCCAGACUCGUGUAUCUCCAUCGACGUUGCCAUGAGCAAGCCCGAAAGCUCGGAGGCCCCUCCGACAGGCUUGGCAGGGAGGCUGUCCCGCUGCGACAUGUGCGACGACUGGAAGCGCAUCGUCCUCCUCUCCGCCCUCAUCAUCAUCCUCUUCUGCAUCAUCCUGUGGCCGGUCCAGUGCGCCCUCAAGACGGGCAACCUGCGCUGCUUCACCAGGACUGUUGCCAUGACCAGGCCCGAGUAUCUCCCCCCGAAACACACCACCCCAGCAGCGCCCGUGACACAGCACCCCUUCCAGUAGCAGCCCUGGCAGCACGGUGGGGAGCCACGAGCAGCCCCUUCCC
Molecule: messenger RNA, 943 nt
Organism: Apus apus (common swift)
Lineage: Eukaryota; Metazoa; Chordata; Aves; Apodiformes; Apodidae
Gene: RNF223
Product: ring finger protein 223
Exons: 2
Coding region: 1-900 (299 amino acids)
Biological process (GO): protein ubiquitination
Molecular function (GO): ubiquitin protein ligase activity
Source: RefSeq, a predicted model, not a curated record